This is a messenger RNA of Gossypium arboreum, 1240 nucleotides long. RefSeq lists its product as uncharacterized. Lineage: Eukaryota; Viridiplantae; Streptophyta; Magnoliopsida; Malvales; Malvaceae. The record is from RefSeq and is a predicted model, not a curated record. The coding region runs from base 82 to 999 and encodes 305 amino acids. The transcript has 2 exons.
CCCAAAAAUAUAUGUCACGCCAUGAGCUCAGGUAUUUGCUUAAAGAAAAUGACAGUGCGACUAUAAGGGUCGUUGAAGAUAAUGGCUCCACACCCACAUCCUCUUAAACAAUCUUCAAUCACUCCCUUUCCUCUUCUUUUCCCUUCCACCCAAUUUUCUUCCCCAAACAAUAUGGUUCAUUCUCAUCUCAGUUUGGCCGAUCACAUUGGGAGGAGAUUGAAUGACAGUUGUGGUUAUGCCAUGAACCAUGUGCAAAACACAACUCAAAAUUAUGCCAAUUAUAUGAGUUUGAACACCAUGGAAGGGACGGAAUAUGACUCUGGAGCUUCCACUCCUCCUCUAUGGAGAAAUAGUCCUUCCAGGAGCCCUCCGCAUCGACCCAACAUCGAUUAUCGAUGCCUAUCCCCAUCGUCCAAAGCUGAAGCUAUUGCCAGAGGUCAAAGGGAGCUUAUGGAAAUGGUUAGUAAAAUGCCCGAGGCUUGUUAUGAACUCUCCUUGAGAGAUCUUGUGGAGCAUCAGCCCCUGGCUGUUGAAUCCAAACAAGAGAGUUUUGCUGAAAGGAGAGGUCUGAUCAACGGAGAGAACAAGAAGAAGAAGCAAAAGAAUCCGAAACCCCAAAUUAAGAGAAGUGGAAGCUUAGAUAAUGGUGGGUUUCUUCUGAAAAUGGUGUUUCCAAUUUCCUUGGGGACUAACAAAAAGAAGAACAAGAAGAAGAAUGAUUGUGAUGCGAAUAAGAAUUGCAAACUUUCUCCAAAGCCAACGGUUUUAGAUGCAUCUGGUAAGAGUGUAGAUAAAGAGUGGUGGAAAAAGAGAUCAGGGUCGAAUGAGAGUGAGAGUGGUGGAUCCACAAUAAACAGUGGAAGUACCAGAAGCAUCCGUAGUAGCAGCACCAGUAGCAGCAGCAGCAGCUGCAGGAGCAUCAGCAAUAGCAGUCGCAGCCAUAAGAGAGGAGGUUGCUUGGCUUUUAUUCUGGCUAGGAAAGCCAAAUCAUCUCGGUGAAAGGGGCAGCUUUCAGCCAACUUUGGAAAUGUAGUUCAAUGUGGAUACAGCAGAGAUAUUGUACGAUAUUCAGAGAUUAUAACUUUGCUUUUUCUUUACUUACUUUUUUUUUGGGGGUUCCUUCCUGCUUAAAUUUGAACAUGAAUCAUGUUUUUUGCCAUCAGAGAUGCUGAGCCUGAGGUCUGUUUUCCAUUUUGAUUAUUCCUUUAUCAUUUAACUUCACCUUGCGUUCACGAAAUAA